CUGCUGAUAUCUGAACUAUGAUAUGUGAUCUUGCUCAGGAUUACAAAAAACUCCACUUGCGCACACUUGUCUCAUGCGCAGUUGCACAAAUGGUGCCGACGGACACCCAACGAUGUAUCCAUGCGACUGCUGAUCUCUGAACUAUGAUAUGCGAUCUCAGAUUUACGGAAAACUCCACUUGCGCACACUUGUCUCAUGUGUGGUUGUACAAAUGGUGCCGACGGACACACAACAAUGUAUCCAUGCGACGGCUGAUAUCUGAACUAUGAUAUGCGAUCUCUCUCGGAUUUACGGAAAACUCCGCUUGCGCACACAUGUGUUUUGCGCACGGCCGGACCAAUGCUGCCGAAGCCACAACGAUGUGGCCAUGCGAUGGCUGCGAUCUGAAAUAUAAUACGUGAUCUCUCUCGGAGUUACGGAAAACUCCACAUGUAUUUCGUGCACGGCCGGACCAACGGUGCCGUUCCCGGAGCUCUCAUGCGCAACCGCACAAACGGUGCUGUUUCUGUUUCCAUCAGAGCCUCGACGAUGCGUCCAUGUGACUGCUGAUAUCUGAACUAUGAUAUGUGAUCUCUUUCGGGAUUACGAAAAACUCUGGUUGCGCUCACGCUCGUCUCGUGCAUGGAUGCACACAUGGUGCCGUUCCCAUAGCCGACGGACACCCGACGUUGUGAUAUCUGAGGAGAUAUGAUAUGUGAUCUCUCUCGGAAUUACGAAAAACUCCGCCUAUGCGCAUACAAGUUCCGUGCACGGCCGGACCAACGGUGCUCUCAUGCGCAACCGCACUAACGGUGCUAUUCCCGUUUACGCCGGAGACCCAACAAUAUAUCCAUGUGGUUACUACGAUCUGGAAUAUGAUAUGUGAUCUCGCUCGGGAUUACGAAAAGCUCCGAUUGCGCGCACAUGUGUCUCGUUCACAACCGGACAAGCGGUGCCAUUUCUAGUGCUGCUGAAGUGGCACGAAUAGUGUCGUUCCCAUAGUCCUGACGAUGUGGGCGCAUGACUGCUGCUCUCUGGAAUAUGAUAUGUGAUCUCGCUCAGAAUUACGAAAAACUCCGCCUAUGCGCAUACAUGUUUUGUGCACGGCCGGACAAGUGUGCCAUUCCCGGAGCUGUGGCACGAACGGUAGCCACUGGAGUCCCGACGAUGUGGGCGCAUGACUCUGAAAUAUGAUAUGUGAUCUCUCUUAUUACUAUUAUUAUAAGUUGGGUUGAAGUCCUGUCUCCGCAGACAUCCUACUUCUGCUGGGACGCAAUAACCUCCGCUCAUCCGCCUCGACUUCCGAAAAAACUCCGAAUCUGCGUGCGCAGCCAGGUCUGGGAUGCCGUUCCCGUAGCCGCCGGAGCCCCAACGAUGUGGCCAUGUCUCCGCGUGUGGUGCCGGCUGGUGGUUCUCACCGUGGUCCUCCUCCCGGUCGGGGAGCUCUGCCCGGCGGCCUGUAGCUGCCUGGACUACCACACCAUCGACUGCCGGGACCAAGGCCUCUUCCGGGUGCCCAGCCCGUUCCCGCUGGACGUCCGCAAGCUCCUGGCGGCCGGCAACCGCAUCCGGGAGAUCCCGCCGGACUUCUUUGUCUUCUACAACGACCUGGUCUACCUGGACUUCCGCAACAACGCCAUCUCGGCCUUGGAAGGCGGCACCUUCAGCAGCUCGGCCAAGCUGGUCUUCCUGGACCUGAGCUACAACAACCUCACCCAGCUGGACGCCGGGGCCUUCAGGUCGGCGGAGAAGCUCAUCAAGCUGAGCCUGGGCCACAACAGCCUCUCCGCCGUGGACCGCCAGGCCUUCCAGAGCCUCGGCCAGCUCCAGGUGCUGGAGCUCAACGACAACGAGCUGCGGACGCUGGACGUGGCCGCCUUGGAGGCUUUGCCCAACCUGCGGACAAUCCGCUUGGAAGGAAACCCCUGGCUGUGCGACUGCGACUUCGCCGGGCUCUUCAGCUGGCUGGAAGGCAACGCCAACAAGCUCCAGAAAGGCCUUGAUGAAAUCCAGUGCACCGUCCCCGUGGAGGACAUCACCAUCUUCCUCAGCGAACUGACGCAGGCGAGCUUCAGGGACUGCAAGUUCAGCUUGUCGCUCACGGACCUGAUCAUCAUCAUCUUCUCCGGCGUGGCUGUCUCCAUCGCCGCCAUCGUCUCCAGCUUCGUGUUGGCCCUCAUCGUGAACUGCUUCCAGAAAUGCGCUCCCAGCAAAGACGACGACGAAGAGGAUGACGACGAUGACUGAAGAAGGCCUCCUGGGUCGGCUCGGCGGCCAAAAUCCGAAAGACAAGAAAGGGCCGAAGAAGGGUUUGUAGGAACUCAACUCAAAGGUCACCAGUAUCUAUGGACUUCUCCUGGUUAGAUCUCUUGGUCAAGCUGUCGCAAAAUCAAAGACACGACGGGGAGAAAAUCCAAGGUGUCUGCUUUGGUGACAGAGACCCACAUUUUGAUGUCCGCUUUCUAGUUUUCUAGUGCUUUUUGUUAAAAUAAUAAUAAUAAUCCACACAUUGUUAGCUGAAGAGUUCACUACAUUUUAUGUCGACAAUUGAAAAGAGUUCACUAACACUGGUUUCAGAAGAACAAUAUGGGAUGGACUUCUUUAGCUCUUCCAAAUGUUGAUAAAUAUGGCCUACAUUUUUUUGGAAGAAUGAUAUUGGAUAGUCUAUCCAUAACGCACUUCUUUAGAUCUUCCAAAUGUUAAUGAAUAUCAACAUCUUUCGUUCUGGAAGAAUGAUAUGAGAUGGCCAACCCAUGACACACUUUAUUAGAUCUUCCAGAUGUUGAUAAAUAUGUAUUUUUGAAGAAAGAUAUGGGAUGGCCAACUCAUGACACACUUCAGAAGAGCCAUAUGGAAUGAUCAACCCAUGACAUACUUCAUUCAGUCUUCCAAAUUGGUUUCGGAAGAAAGUUCUAGGGUGGUCAACCCAUAAUGCACUUCUUUAGUUCUUCCAAAUGUUUAUAAAUAUGGCCUAUGUUGGCUUUGGUAGAAUGAUAUGGGAUGGUCAUUCCAUGAUGCACUUUAGAUCUUUCAAAUGCAGACAAAUAUGGCCUUCUUUGGUUCUGGAGAAAGAUAUGGAGUGGUCAACCCAUGACGCACUUCUUUAAAUCUUCCAGAUGUUGAUAAAUAUGGAUUUUUGAGGAACGAUAUGGGAUGGUCAACCCAUACCGCACUUUAGAUGUUCCAGAUGUUGAUAAAUAUGGAUUUCUGAAGAACCAUGUGGGAUGAAUGACACACGUUUUUGGGUCUUCCAGAUGUCAAUCAAUAUAGCCUACUAAUUAAUAAUAAUAAUUCUUAUUUUAGUAGGAGAAUUAGAUCUUAGGAAAUGCAAAAAUUUAGCGCUUAAUGCAAUGCCUAGGAAGAAAAAGAUGAGACGGAUGAGGUUCUAAUAAGACAAGAUCCAGUUUGCACCAAUUGUUUCAAACCGUAGCAUGACUUAGUAAAAUUGCAACUCCCAUGUUUCCGUAACAUGACCUUGCUCGUUAUGUAAAUUAACAACGAUUUGGGGGAAAGCGAUGCCCUGUUUCCGUGCCUUUUGAGGAUCUCAGCGACCAAUUCACAAAGGGCUGCAACCGUUUCCAAGGUUUCCCCCGGGUCUACACGGUGGAGUUAACACAGUUUGGUACCACUUUCGAACUGCCACGGCUUGUGGGAGAUGCAGUUUGCAUUCUUGGCCCCCAGGAAGGCUCCAAACCGUGCCAAACUACAACUCCCAUCAUGCCGUAGUGAGUGAAGCAUGUUUUAAUUGAUUCAGCCAAAUAAUAUUAUAUUAUAUUACCGGAGUGACAACGAAUGGUUUUGUAGCUCAGAACGAAUCUGUUCCUCUGUUGGCAAAAUUGACUUUCUUUUUUGCACAAUGUAGUGCCAUGAUGACAGAGAAUAAUAGUAAUAAUAAUACUAAUAAACAUAUAUUUCUAAUUA
This is a messenger RNA of Anolis carolinensis (green anole), 3900 nucleotides long. RefSeq names its product leucine rich repeat containing 38 (gene lrrc38). Lineage: Eukaryota; Metazoa; Chordata; Lepidosauria; Squamata; Anolidae. The record is from RefSeq and is a predicted model, not a curated record. Bases 1354 to 2226 code for a protein of 290 amino acids. Gene Ontology annotation, molecular function: voltage-gated potassium channel activity; potassium channel activator activity; transmembrane transporter binding. Gene Ontology annotation, cellular component: voltage-gated potassium channel complex. The transcript has 2 exons.